Messenger RNA from Rhododendron vialii, 1452 nucleotides. RefSeq names its product ribonucleoside-diphosphate reductase small chain A. Gene Ontology annotation, molecular function: oxidoreductase activity. The transcript is spliced from 9 exons. The coding region runs from base 185 to 1219 and encodes 344 amino acids. The record is from RefSeq and is a predicted model, not a curated record. Gene Ontology annotation, biological process: deoxyribonucleotide biosynthetic process. NCBI's taxonomy places the organism in Eukaryota, Viridiplantae, Streptophyta, Magnoliopsida, Ericales, Ericaceae.
CCCAUAUCCUUCCCGGGGAAUGAAAAAGAAAUAAAACAAUAUUUUACGGUUAUGUGAUUCACUGUUAUUAUCAACCACCAAACCCGUCUGUUCUCUUCCUUCAGAGGGUUUUUGUAGGGUUUCUCUAACCUACAUAGAUACAGAUAGAGAGUGUGUGUGUGUGUGUAUAGAGAUAAGACAACAAAUGGGUUCUCUCACAAAUGGAGUCGGCAGUGUUCUAAACGAAGAGAGAGAAGAAAAAGAAGAAGAACCCAUAUUAAUGGAACAGUCGCAGAGGUUUAGUAUGUUCCCAAUUCGAUACCCACUACUUUGGGAGAUGUAUAAGAAAGCCGAAGCCAGUUUUUGGACAGCUGAGGAGGUGGAUCUGUCCCAGGAUGUGCAGCAGUGGGACUCUUUAACUGAUUCUGAGAAACACUUUAUAAGUCACAUAUUGGCCUUUUUUGCCACAUCUGAUGGGAUUGUUUUGGAGAACUUGGCUGCAAGAUUCUUAAAUGAUGUUCAAAUUCCAGAGGCUCGGGCAUUCUAUGGAUUCCAACUUGCAAUGGAAAAUAUACAUUCUGAGAUGUACAGCUUGCUUUUGGAGACGUACAUCAAGGACACACGGGAGAAGCAUAGAUUGUUCAAUGCUAUAGAGAAUAUUCCUUGUGUUGCUGAAAAAGCCAAAUGGGCUUUGGAAUGGAUUCAAAGCGCCACUUCAUUUGCAGAAAGACUUGUUGCUUUUGCAUGUGUUGAAGGAAUAUUUUUCUCAGGAAGCUUCUGUGCCAUAUUUUGGCUUAAAAAGAGGGGACUCAUGCCGGGCUUGACAUUCUCAAACGAACUUAUUUCUAGAGACGAGGGUCUCCACUGUGACUUUGCUUGCCUACUGUACAGCUCGUUAAGGAAGCAGUUACCAUGGCAAAAGGUCCAUCACAUUGUGAACGAAGCUGUUGAAAUUGAGAUCAAGUUUGUCUGUGAAGCUCUCCCAUGUGCAUUAAUUGGCAUGAACUCAACACUUAUGAGUCAAUACAUAAAGUUUUGCGCGGACAGGCUUUUGGUAGCUUUACGGUGCGAGAAGAAGUACAUUGUGGAAAAUCCCUUUGAUUGGAUGGAGUUCAUUUCCUUGCAAGGGAAAGCCAACUUCUUUGAGAGAAGGGUGGGUGACUAUCAGAAGGCUUCUGUCAUGUCAAGCCUACAAGAUGGUGGGAAAAAUUUCACAUUCAAACUCGACGAAGACUUCUAGUCAUAAAAAUUUCAUUUUCGGCUUCUUACAACUAUCUUGUAGAUGAUGCUGGAACGGGGCAUUUAUAUUUUUUGAAACUUUUACUCAAUCGUGACAUGUUUUAUCGUAAACGCAAUCUAAACUCCGAUGCAAAGGCAGGGUUUUGUUGUUGUUUAAAGUUUGCUUAAUUGCGUAGUACGGAAGUUUUAUUUUAUCAAGUCGCGUUGUCGUUUAAUGUACAACGUUUUUGUGCA